AGAUCACCGCCGAAGACUCCCGAACGGCGGCGAACGCGCCCACGUAUAAGAAUGUUCCCCCCGCGUUCCGUUCCCCCAGCUGUCCUUCAUCUCCCCCGCCGCCAGCGCUAGUCAAGAGUCGCAGAUGUCCACCGCCGAGCGCGAUCAGUCCCCCGCGCGCUUCCCCACCGAGGAGACGCCUCUUCUCGCGGGCACGGUCGACGAGGCGCAGUCGCCGCCGCAACCGCAGACGACGCCCCUCCCCUAUGCGCAGCUCGCCGCGCUCUGCCUCGUGCGGCUCGUCGACCCGCUCAACUUCACGCAGAUCUUCCCGUACAUCAACGAGUUCAUCACGUACCUCCGCCUCACGGACGACCCGGGGAAGAUUGGGUUCUACAGUGGGCUCGUCGAAUCGAGCUUCGCGCUUGCGCAGCUCAUGAGCAUCUACCCGACGGCCAGAUUGUCAGACGUGAUCGGUCGACGACCUAUCAUCCUCGCUGGUGCGCUCGGAAUCGCGCUCUCCACCUUGCUCUUCGGGUGCUCGCAGAGCUUGGCUGGUCUGCUCCUUUCUCGCUCGCUUGCCGGCAUCUUCUCUGGGAACGCAGGCGUUCUGCACUCCGCUCUUGCGGAAAUGACAGACCCGAGCAAUCGUGCUAUCGCAGUACCCAUCUAUGGCAUGACCUGGCCGGUGGGUAGUAUCGCUGGACCCAUGAUAGGCGGAGCUUUCGCGAAUGCAGCACAGAAAUAUCCCUCCCUGUUCGGCUAUGAUUUCCUACGUCAGUAUCCCUACUUCAUGCCGUGUUUUGUCACGGGUUCGCUAGGGCUGCUUGGGUUCGUGCUGGGCUGGUUCUCGCUUGAGGAGACCCUGCCAACGAAGCGUAAGAUGAACAUGAGCAGAUGCGAUUCCCCGUCCCCUGAGCGGUCAGAAGCGCCACGCCUGCCAUCUACGUGGGCCCUUAUGCAGAUCCCGGCCGUUCGCGCGCUCAGCAUUUCCGGGUUCGUUCUCAGCUUUAUCUGCACCGCGUUCGAUGUCAUGUUUGUCCUGUUCUGCUACUCUUCCGUCGAGCAUGGUGGUAUUCACUUCAGCGACUCCGAAAUUGGCAUGGGGCUCGCCGCCUCUGGGGUCUACGCCGCGUUUAUGCAGCUGUGCGCGAUGCCGCUCAUCAUCCGCCGCUUCGACCUCGCCGCCGCGUACAACUUCUCCAUGGCCGUGUGGCCCUUCGUCUUCGCGAUCUUCCCCGCGAUGCAGCUCACUGCGCGCGCGGGGUACGACGCGGCGACGGGCACGUACGACGGCCAGACGCGCGCGCUGCUGUGGGUGAUGGUGCUCCUGAUGAUGGGCCUGGCGAAGGUGGCGACGCUCGCGUACACGUUCAGUAUGAUGCUCUGCGCGGUGCACACGCCGAGCCCGGCGGCGCUGGGGUCGGUGAAUGGCCUGGUGCAGCUCAGUAUGUGCAUGUCGAGGGCGGUGAGCCCAGCGGUGAUCAGCUUGGCUUUUGCUGUUUCCUUGGAUAAUAACUUGCUCGGCGGGCAUUUCUGGGUGGUAAUGAUGAUCGUGCUGAGCAUCGCGGGGCGGAUGUUCACGCGUGGCAUGCCGAGAGGGGACAAGCCCUCGGCUGCGAACAUCGAGCCGGAUGCGAUGGCGGCCAUGGUCGAGUGAGCUGCUCGACGCUAGACUCAGCUCGUCCCAGAGAGGGGGGAAGGGCCCCGCGGCCUGAUAUGCGCCGGGGUCCUACGAUCACAACCUACUUACGACCAAUCACGACACACUAUUGGGGAGCCAGCUCUCCCUAUUCACGAGGAGGCGGUGACGGACGCUCACGAACAUUAUAUCCCACUAUCCCUGUACCACGACCCUCCUGCGGCAUAGAUACCUCUCAAAAUGUACAUAGAGACUGUAGAAAUGUACAUAGUGUUGUUUGCAUAGCGACUAGGAAUACACAUCCAACUUCUGACGAGGA
Molecule: messenger RNA, 1940 nt
Organism: Schizophyllum commune H4-8
Lineage: Eukaryota; Fungi; Basidiomycota; Agaricomycetes; Agaricales; Schizophyllaceae
Product: MFS general substrate transporter
Exons: 7
Coding region: 125-1639 (504 amino acids)
Biological process (GO): transmembrane transport
Cellular component (GO): membrane
Molecular function (GO): transmembrane transporter activity
Source: RefSeq, a predicted model, not a curated record